Molecule: messenger RNA, 2411 nt
Organism: Archocentrus centrarchus (flier cichlid)
Lineage: Eukaryota; Metazoa; Chordata; Actinopteri; Cichliformes; Cichlidae
Gene: slc24a4b
Product: solute carrier family 24 member 4b
Biological process (GO): calcium ion transmembrane transport; intracellular calcium ion homeostasis
Cellular component (GO): plasma membrane
Molecular function (GO): calcium, potassium:sodium antiporter activity; calcium channel activity
Source: RefSeq, a predicted model, not a curated record
GGAGCUGAUGGUCCUCUCUCAUCAUCAGAACGGCUUUCCUGCACUGAGGAGGACUUCAUGCGGAGGGGGAGGCGCCCAAGCGAGGCGAGCGGCACGACGGCUUCCUGAAUUUAACAAUUAACCUUGAUGAGCACGGAUUGGUUUCACUUAACAGGCGCAGGUGCGUGUGGUUUGCGAAACGGCGCAGCUGAGCGAUUCCACGUUUGUGACUGAACACUGGCGCAUUUUAUGCAAAACACAGAAACUAUAGGCUGCCACGGAUAGAUAAUAGCUAUUGCUUUCCCCCCCCUUUUUUUUUACGGGACAGGAUGCGGGUUGCAAUAGGAGCCCAUUCGACAUACGUUCUGUUGCAGAAUCCGAAUUCAGGAGCACCACUAAACUGAUUUGGAGACAUAUCGGAAUUUGACCGCCUUGUCAUUGCUCAGUCACCAGUCCCGGGCAGCUGAAAGACAUCUUCUCAGCAGCGGAGACAAGAAGGGGAAAAACUGUCCGCUUCACUACUCUCCAUCUGCACACUGGACGACUUGAAAUGAGGGUCACAUCCCGGUUGUGUUCCGUGUGAAGAGGCAAGCGUGGUGGCAGUUUCUUCGGCUCAAGGACGCAAAAAGUGGCCGCCGGCCGAGCUGCAAAGCAUGGAGCAGCACGACACCGACAACGUGAGCCCCUCCAAAAAGACAAUAAUUGCGAAGAUUUUUAAAGUUCGCAAGAGGAGGGAGAUGUUAUUCGUGCAGGUCUGCUUUAUCUGCAGUGUCCUGUUCGUAGCGUGGACCAUGUCGGCGCUACUGACCAAGACAGGCCAUGGGAUGAUUUUGGAGGGACAUCCGGACUAUGAACACUGGGGGAGACGGCUAAUGGCUUCAGUACCAGAAAACGAAACGGAGCAGAAGAACUGUUCGGCACCAGCAAUACACGAGUUCCCCGAUGACCUUUUCACCAACAAUGAACGGAAGAGUGGAGCCAUUCUGCUGCACAUUGUGGCGGCUCUUUACAUGUUUUUGGCCCUCGCUAUAACAUGUGAUGAAUACUUUGUGACAUCGCUGGAGAAGAUCUGUGAGAAACUAGAUCUAAGUGAAGAUGUCGCAGGAGCCACCUUCAUGGCAGCUGGCAGUUCUGCACCAGAGCUUUUUGCAUCUGUCAUCGGUGUCUUCAUCACCCACGGUGAUGUGGGGGUGGGGACCAUCGUUGGCUCAGCAGUCUUCAACAUCCUGUGCAUCAUUGGUGUCUGUGGGAUCUUUGCUGGACAGGUGGUGAUGCUGACGUGGUGGGCUGUUUUCAGGGAUUCCUUCUAUUACAUCCUGUCUGUUGUGGCUUUGAUUGCAUUCAUCUAUGAUGACAGGAUAGUUUGGUGGGAGAGUUUGGUGCUGGUGGUCAUGUACGCAGGAUACAUCCUGGUCAUGAAAUUCAACUCCAGCAUGCAGAAGUUUUUCAUGGGAAAGAAAAAAAAUGUGGCGAAUGGCAACGCUGCGGCCAGCAGCGAGAUGGAGGACGUCAAGCCUACCAAAGCUUACAGCCGUGGCUCUGUGGUGAUGGUGGAUGAGAUCAUAAAUGCCAGCCCUUCAAAGUUCAGGUUUCCAGAGGCUGGCCUCCGUGUCAUGGUCACCAGCCAUUUUGGACCAAAGACCCGCCUGCGCAUGGCCAGUCGCCUCAUCAUAACAGAGCGCCAGAAGUUGGUGCAAGCCGCCAAUGGUGUGGAGACACAAGUGAUCGACGGGAAGGUUGAAAUCGAGAAUGGAAACGUGCCAGAGGACAAACCCAGUGAGGUGGAGGACAAUGACACCAUCUCACCGUUUCAUAUUCCAAGGGGGAUUGGCAGUAAGGUAAAGUGGCUCCUCUCAUGGCCUCUGCUCCUGCUGCUGUACUUUACGGUCCCAAACUGUGCCAAGCCUCGCUGGGAGAAAUACUUCAUGCUCUCUUUCAUCCUGUCCACUGUCUGGAUUGCCGUCUUCUCCUACUUCAUGGUCUGGAUGGUGACAAUAAUCGGCUAUACUCUGGGAAUUCCGGAUGUCAUCAUGGGCAUCACUUUCCUGGCAGCUGGGACCAGUGUCCCAGAUUGCAUAGCCAGUCUCAUUGUGGCUCGGCAAGGUUUGGGAGACAUGGCAGUGUCCAAUACCAUUGGCAGUAAUGUGUUUGAUAUUCUCGUGGGACUCGGGGUUCCCUGGGCGAUGCAAACCAUGUGCGUUAGCUAUGGAUCAGUGGUGAUGAUUAACAGUCGGGGGCUCGUGUACUCGGUGGUGCUUCUGCUGGGCUCUGUGGCCCUCACGGUGCUGGGGAUCCACCUGAACAAGUGGCGACUGGAUUUGAAGCUGGGCGUGUACGUCCUCCUCCUGUACGCUGUUUUCCUCUGCUUCUCUAUCAUGAUAGAAUACAACGUCUUCACUUUUGUCAACCUUCCCAUGUGUAUGGAGGAGUAG